CAAGGUUAAAAUAUAAAACAGGAUGGAAUCACUUCUGUAGCACAAAAUGAAUACGGAUGUAAACAUAGAUGGAAAUGGAUGGAUGAUAAACAUGAGAUCACCAUGCAGAAACAAAUCCUCAAGAUCUUUGUUUGAUAUAAGAACUUUCUGGAAGAGAGUAUAAAUAUAUUUUAUGUAAGUGUCAUUACAAAGAUUUUACAUAUAUUUUUAAAUUUUGUCAAAUGGUAUCGUCAAUGGUAUCUUGAGAGUGUAGGUGUAGGUGUAGGUGGGAUGAAGAUCUGAGUAAAUUAUAGGUCAUCAUCGUCACUUUCAACUACACUUACACCUUCAAGAGCUAUUGUGGAGAAGAACUUGAUGAAGAUGAUUUGUUAAAUAAAUAUGAUAUUCAAAUGAUAUCUUAGUAUUAAAUGAAAAUUCGUGGAAUAAACAAUACGAUUAUGAUUUUACUAAUAUUGAUAAUGAAGGGAAAAGUUUUGCUCGUAAUGGUACUGAAUACCGUCAACCAUGUGGAUGA
Messenger RNA from Adineta steineri, 514 nucleotides. NCBI's taxonomy places the organism in Eukaryota, Metazoa, Rotifera, Eurotatoria, Adinetida, Adinetidae. The record is from the annotation of a GenBank genome assembly.